This is a messenger RNA of Mesorhabditis belari, 1833 nucleotides long. NCBI's taxonomy places the organism in Eukaryota, Metazoa, Nematoda, Chromadorea, Rhabditida, Rhabditidae. The record is from the annotation of a GenBank genome assembly.
AUGACGACACUCACCACGCUGUUCCCACCGCCAAUUGUUGGUGAAGUGGUGGCGGCCACUGUCGCCUCCUCGCAGCGACCUAUACACACUGGUCUCCUCUCAACUCUUUCACCGCACUCAACGAGGCUAUGUCUUGGCCUACACGAUGUGUUCAUCGCCUUGUUUCUGGUGAUGCUCAUUUUGAUGACAAUUUUCGGCAACGUGCUCGUCGUUUUGUCGGUUUUCGUCUACAAGAGAAUGCGGACGUUCACGAAUAUUUUGUUGACAUCACUGGCAACAGCUGAUCUUCUGGUCGGCCUCGUUGUGAUGCCCCUAUCCCUCCUCGAUCUUCUCCACACUCAUCAAUGGCCAUUCGGGAGAUUCCUCUGCUCUCUAUGGGCCACUUCCGAUGUGCUCCUAUGCACGGCAUCGAUUUUAAAUCUUUGCGUCAUUUCACUGGAUCGAUAUUUCGCGAUCACGAGUCCAUUAAAGUAUCCAAGAACGAGAAGUAAAAAGAUGGCAGCUGGGCUUUUGUCGGCCGUUUGGGUGCUCUCGUUGGUGAUCUGCAGUCCACCGUGGUUUGUCCCGUCGUGGGGGUUAUUCGAUGAUAAACCAGGCAACGGUACUGGGAAUUCGACAAUCCGAGAGACAUUCACUUGUCAAUACAGUCCUUCGGUUCCCUAUCGGAUAUACAGUGCCUUGGGAAGCUUCUUCGUACCAUUAAUUGUAAUGCUAUUUGUUUACUUCAAAAUCUUCAAUGUGGCGAACGAUCGUGAGAAAGUGAUGCGCGAGUCGAUUGGCACGUAUCGAUUAAGUAAUCGUUUGCAGAAAACUCAGCAAAAAACACAUCAACAAAUGAGACAAAAUCGAGCCCGACUCCAGCUCUUGAACAACAACAACACGUCGACGGUGCUGGAGAAUGGGACGAGAAUCAACUACACGACUAGGCCCAUCGAUAUACAACAAUUCCGAAGUCCAGGCGCUCGCCCUAGAACAGGCAGCCGAGUCCGUGCCGACAGCUCGGAGAAUGACGAGAGUCCGCCCGGAGAUCAAGAUCAAGACUAUUCAUCAGCACUCCUUCAAUCAACUGGGAAUUUGACUCUAAAUUCAACAAAUGGUCCAAGCAACUCACCCGGUUUCCCUCGAUUGAAAGCAUUGGAAAGAGAGUGUCACUCGAUGGCUGAUCUUCAGCAGAAUUCAUGCGUGGUGACUCCUCCUCAACGGAAAUCCACCGAGGUCCACUCGGAGGUACCGUUAUCUUUGGUGAAAAAAGCUGCAGCUGCACACAGUCGUUUACAGCCAUCAAAUCUGCUUGCUAAGGCCCAAGAACAUUAUCAAACGUGUGGACCGGGUAAAUCCGUGAGGGGAUCAAAAGAGAAAAUGGUUUAUCUCCGCGAAAGGAAAGCGCUCAAAACGAUCGGGAUUGUUGUACUCGGGUUCAUUAUUUGUUGGUUGCCGUUUUUCUUGCUCUACUUAUUUGAGGUAUUUUUCGACUUCAAACAUUUUCAAUGGGUCACUCUUGUCAAUGAGUUUUUCCUCUGGUUGGGAUACUCGAAUUCGGUGCUAAACCCGAUCAUCUACACAAUGUACAACGGGGAUUUUCGACGAUGUUUCCGGGAUUUAUUGUCUUUUGGCUGCGCUCGCCCUAGAACAGGCAGCCGAGUCCGUGCCGACAGCUCGGAGAAUGACGAGAGUCCGCCCGGAGAUCAAGAUCAAGACUAUUCAUCAGCACUCCUUCAAUCAACGGGGAAUUUGACCCUAAAUUCAACAAAUGGUCCAAGCAACUCUCCCGGUUUCCCUCGAUUCAAAGCAUUGGAAAGAGAGUGUCACUCGAUGGCUGAUCUUCAGCAGAAU